ACGAUCACUUGAACUUUCACGAAAUGGAAACGGAUUCACUACCAAUUUAUCUCCUUUUUGCCAUUUUUGCAUCUUCUUCAAUUCUUGAAGCUUCCAUCAAUGGCGGUGGAUUAAGAUCCAAACAAGAAAACCCGAUUAAAAGAUCCGAUUUCCCGCCUGGGUUUCUAUUCGGAGCAGCCACUUCUGCUUAUCAAGUCGAAGGAGCUUAUCUUGAAGAUGGCAAAUCUCUCAGCAACUGGGAUGUAUUUUGUCAUUCCAAUGGCAAUGGGUGUGGAGAAAACGGCGAGAAUGGAGAUUUUGCAGAUGAUCAUUAUCAUCUGUUUAAAAAAGACAUUGAACUGAUGCAUUCUCUUGGGUUAAAAUCGUAUCGAUUCUCGAUUUCUUGGUCUAGAAUUCUACCAAGAGGGAGAUUUGGUGAAGUUAAUCCUUCGGGAAUCAUGUUCUACAACGAAAUCAUCGAUGAUCUUGUACUCAAAGGAAUCGAGCCAUUCGUGACGAUCCACCAUCAAGAUUUCCCUCAGGAACUCGAACGUAAAUACGGGUCUUGGCUCGACACUCAAAUGCAGGAGGACUUUGUACUUUUUGCUGAAACUUGUUUCAAGAGUUUUGGAGACCGAGUUAAGUACUGGGUGACGAUCAAUGAACCAAACUUGGUUUCAGAAAUGUCUUACGAAAAGGGGACGUAUCCACCGGCUCACUGUUCACAGCCGUUCGGCAACUGUCUUGCCGGCAAUUCCGAUGUCGAGCCUCUUCGAGCUAUGCACAACAUGUUAUUGGCCCAUGGGAAGGCUGCAAAGCUAUAUCAUGAAAGAUUUCAGCCGAAACAAGGUGGAUCGAUAGGAUUAGUUGCACACUGUUUCAUGUAUGAACCACUUACGGACAGCGAUUUCGAUCGAAAAGCUGCAGAAAGAGCCAUGACCUUCAAUAUUGGCUGGUCAUUUGAUCCGCCGAUAUUUGGGGAUUAUCCUCAAGAAAUGCGUGAAUGCCAUGGCAGCGAAUUACCGAGAUUCUCCCCGGAGGAAAAGAAUUUAAUGAAAAACAGUAUUGAUUUCAUUGGAAUCAACCAUUACUCAGCUAUAUAUGCCAAGGAUUGUACCAAUUCUAGCUGCUUAAAUGGUUGUGAUCGUGCAAUCAAAGCUUUCGUGGAAAUCACUGGAGAGCGUGAUGGCCAGCUGAUCGGUGAACCAACAUCGAUGCCAAGAUUUUUUGUCGUUCCUAGAGGUAUGGAAGAAAUCGUGAACUAUGUCAAGACUCGGUACAGUAACCUACCGAUGUUUAUUACCGAAAAUGGGUAUUCGUCACCAAACGUGCAGGAUGUAGAAGUUGAUGAGAUUCUGAACGACAUCAAACGAAUCGAAUUCCACGAAACAUAUCUCGAGUCUUUAGCCAAAGCCAUAAGGAAUGGUGCGGACGUCCGUGGCUACUUUAUAUGGUCAUUAAUGGACAACUAUGAAUGGACGUAUGGCUACAAUGUGAGAUUCGGGUUAUAUUAUGUCGACUACAAAACAUUCGAACGGGUUCCCAAAUUGUCGGCGAGAUGGUAUCAAGAUUUCGUGAAAAACAAUAGCUUGGAUCAUCAUCCACCACUCCGAACCGAUACAUGAUGUUCGAUUUGCGCAAUAUCGUUUGUUAUAUGUUGUGAAUCGUUACCCGUGUUCACAGUGAACGUACGAUUGUUACGUUAUUGUAAUUCUUAUACAACUAUAUAUCGUUUCUUUGGUUUGUUAAAUGAGCAUCGAACAUUAUGUAAAAUGUGCAAAUACUUUUAUUGAUUUGUACCUAA
Cynara cardunculus var. scolymus (artichoke) is the source of this 1783-nucleotide messenger RNA. Its product is annotated as beta-glucosidase 18-like. Bases 24 to 1604 code for a protein of 526 amino acids. The record is from RefSeq and is a predicted model, not a curated record. Lineage: Eukaryota; Viridiplantae; Streptophyta; Magnoliopsida; Asterales; Asteraceae. Gene Ontology annotation, molecular function: beta-glucosidase activity. The transcript has 12 exons. Gene Ontology annotation, biological process: carbohydrate metabolic process.